Molecule: messenger RNA, 561 nt
Organism: Kwoniella shivajii
Lineage: Eukaryota; Fungi; Basidiomycota; Tremellomycetes; Tremellales; Cryptococcaceae
Exons: 5
Coding region: 1-561 (186 amino acids)
Biological process (GO): UDP-N-acetylglucosamine biosynthetic process
Cellular component (GO): Golgi apparatus; endoplasmic reticulum-Golgi intermediate compartment; endoplasmic reticulum
Molecular function (GO): glucosamine 6-phosphate N-acetyltransferase activity; monosaccharide binding
Source: RefSeq, a predicted model, not a curated record
AUGACGCCAGACAAUCAGCUUGAUCUCCUAUUUGACCCUUCCCUGAUACCAGCUUCUGUUCAAGAACAACUGGGACCUGAUCUUCAUCUUCGACCGCUUGCGUCCGACGAUCACAAAAGAGGUCAUUUCGAUGUCUUGGCUGUAUUGACGGCCGCACCGCAAUUAUCUCCAAAGGCUUAUAAGGGGAACUUUGAUGAGCUUAAAGCAUGUCCGGGUACAUAUUUCAUUAUUGUGAUCAUUGAUGUCUCAUCGGACAAAAUUGUUGGCAGCGGAUCUGUCAUUGUAGAACGCAAAUUCCUCCGAGGAACAGGCUUAGUAGGUCAUAUCGAGGACAUAGCGGUAUCCAAAGCAGCACAAGGGAAGAAAUUAGGACUGAGAAUUAUCAACGCCUUAGAAAAGAUAGGUGAAUCAAGAGGGUGUUAUAAGAUCAUACUGGAUUGUAGCGAGAAAAACAUCCCCUUUUAUGAGAAAUGCGGCUUCAAACACAAAGAGUACGAAAUGGUCCGUUAUAUGGCGGAUCCCAAAGAUGUGCCCAAAGCUUCCACGCCUUCUCGUCUGUGA